CCCCCCUCUCCGCCGCUUUGCCACCAUGCAGAAGGCCCUCCUGAAGAUCCCCAUCAUUGGGGACGGUGGUGUGGGCAAGACAUCCCUCCGGGCCCGGUUCAUCCACAACAAGUUCAACAGCAACUACAAGGCCACCAUCGGGGUGGACUUCAUCUCCAAGGAGGUGGUCGUGGACACUGCCCUGGCGGCCACCCUGGCGCAGGAGCUCCCUUCUCUGUCGAAUGUGGUUGCCCUGCGCGAGCACUUCCAGGAGAACCCCCCUUCCUCGGAGCAGCCACUGCGUAUCACGAUGCAGCUGUGGGACACGGCCGGCCAGGAGCGCUUCCAGUCGCUCGGAACCGCCUUUUACCGCGGGGCCGACGCUUGCGUGCUGGUCUUCGACCUGAGCACCUUUUCUAGCUUUGACAACCUCAAGAAGUGGCAUGCGGAUUUCAUCACGCGUGCCGACAUCCAGCGGCCCAAUGACUUCCCGUUCAUUGUCAUCGGCAACAAGAUGGAUUGCGAUCGCUCCGUUCCUCGGACCACGGCCGAGGCCUGGGCCAAGAGCAUAAACGCCGUGUAUGUGGAGUGCUCUGCACGGGAUGGCACGCAUGUUGAGCGUGCCUUCAAGAAGCUGGCCAUCCUCGCGCGACCGAUGGUAGCCUCUUCUUUUGGCGGCCCCAAGCAUUCGAACACCGUGUCCUUCGAGCACCAGGGUGUCAACCCCAAGCGGCCGGAUGCGCCUCUGGGCGAAUCUUCCGGCACCUGCUGUUCCUAAGAGGCCCUGAUUGAGGUGUGCGUCCGUGUGUGCGUGUGUGUAUGUCAUCUGCCUGUGUGACGAAGAAAAAAAAGGGAGGCGGCGGGGCCGGCGCAGGCCUGUGGAAGCAUGUUCCCGCGUAUGCAUUCAUGUGCGUCGGGCCGCAUGCUGUGCAUCCCGCUGCUCAUUGCCCCAGUCUCCUUGUGCAGGGACGCACGCACAUGCAUUUGCAUGGCUCCACACGUGCAUGCCCUUCUAGGUGUGCCAGUGCCCAUCCGCCCUCGCGCGCGCGCGCGUGCGCUCCUUCCCCCACGGCACAUGUCCUCACACACCCACACACCUACACACCCACACACGCAGACACAUAUGCAGACACAUACGCACACACGCGCGCUCCCCUAUCUCUCCCCCUCCUCAGUUUCGUGCGGGAGUUGCUGCGUCCAGCCGGGACGCCUUUCCCGCUCUCUCGAAUGCUCUCUCUCGCCUUCGCGUGUAGACCCCAUUGGCAGACCGAAGCAGACAGACAUCAUGUCGCUCCAGCUCGUGUCUCUUCUUCAAUCUCCCCCCCCCCCCCUCUCUCUC
Messenger RNA from Fonticula alba, 1318 nucleotides. RefSeq lists its product as hypothetical. Bases 26 to 757 code for a protein of 243 amino acids. Gene Ontology annotation, biological process: phagosome-lysosome fusion. The transcript has 3 exons. The record is from RefSeq and is a predicted model, not a curated record. Gene Ontology annotation, cellular component: phagocytic vesicle; lysosome; late endosome. NCBI's taxonomy places the organism in Eukaryota, Rotosphaerida, Fonticulaceae. Gene Ontology annotation, molecular function: GTP binding; GTPase activity.